Molecule: messenger RNA, 906 nt
Organism: Guillardia theta CCMP2712
Lineage: Eukaryota; Cryptophyceae; Pyrenomonadales; Geminigeraceae
Exons: 13
Coding region: 1-906 (301 amino acids)
Source: RefSeq, a predicted model, not a curated record
AUGGCUCGCUGGGUUCCGUCGCUGCUUGCCAGGUCGCAACUCCUGCAGACAGCAAGGAGAGGAGCACGGGAUCUCCACUCAACGUCGGUUCAAUCUGUAUUAGCUCAUCAGCUCAAGUUUGGGGUUGCGAUGGCUGCUCCCAGGUUCAGGGCAUGCCGUGUUCGUUACAUGAGCACCGAGGCCCCCGAGGAUCUUCCAGCAGCAGAGUCGGAGGAAGCCCUCUCCGGAGAUGCCGAAGGCGUGCCCGCGGCCGCUGCUGAUGAGAACGUGCCGCUCAAGGGAACGAGGGCGCGACGGCUCACGAUCAAUCCCUACGUGCCGCACCCGGGACAGACUGAGCUGCCCAAGACUCCGUUCUUGUCCUCUGAGACGAAAGGGUUGAUCUACCGUCUCCAUACUGAAGAUCCACUGAAGAACUCCGACGAGGCCCUUGCGGAGAGAUUCGGACAUGGAGUUGUGAACUCAGGAUAUAGUUCUCCGCUCUACAGGCCUGAUCGAGAGGGCUUCAGAGGAGUGAGGGCAGAGAUCCAAGAGAAGGGCAUGAAAGCUCGUCCCUUUCCUUCCUUCAAGGAUGCGGAUCCCAUCAAGGCUCGCAACAUUGUCGCAUUCUACGAGAAGAAAUACGAUGGAGCCAACUUCCAGAAUCCCGUGGCUAGAGAGGAGCGUCGUCUCCAGAAAGCUGCAGCGGCUAAGGUCGACUUCACGCCCCUAGAGCAGAGACAUGGCAUUCGUCCAUCGAUGAGCAAACGCUUUGAAUACAUCUUUGCUGACAUUAGCAAAGGAGUAACGGGGGAGCAGCGACUUGUGCUCACCCGCGGGAAGGACGGUUCCCUCAAGGCAGCCUCCCAUGAACAGAGGUACAGAGUUGAGCGACGUGUUGCUCCUCCCAGGCACCCCCGCACUUAA